AUGCGGUUUAAUAUUGGGUCGGUGGAUACGCUGGAGAGGAAGCUAGAGCAGGCGCAGGAUGAUUUGGGUAUCGAGCCGCAUGAGUACGUCCCGGUCGUGUACUCGGACGAUGCCGCGUUUUCGAGGAUGCUGCUCGACUGGAUUCCCACGCUGGGCUUUGUGGCCGUGCCGGGGUCGGGGCCCUUCGGAGGGGCAGGCGGAGGGGGUGGGCCAGCGGGCGGGAUUUUCAAUGUCGGUAAGGCCAAUGCUACAGUUCUCAACUCGGAGAACAAUAAGGUCGACAUCACCUUUGCCGAUGUCGCUGGGCUUAACGAGGCCAAGGAAGAGAUCAUGGAGUUUGUGCAGUACUUGAAAAAGCCGGACAAGUACAAGGAGCUUGGCGCAAAGAUCCCCAAAGGGGCCCUCAUGUAUGGACCACCGGGGACGGGUAAGACGCUGCUGGCAAAGGCGACAGCGGGGGAGGCCGGGGUGCCGUUUCUGACGAUGUCAGGGUCGGAUUUCAUGGAGAUGUUUGUAGGUGUUGGGCCUAGUCGCGUGCGCGAUUUGUUUGCACAGGCAAGGUCGAUGACGCCGUGCAUCAUCUUUUUGGAUGAGAUCGACGCUAUCGGAAGGAAGAGGGGGCGCGGAGGGUUUGCAGGAGGUAAUGAUGAGAGGGAGAAUACUCUCAACCAGUUGCUUGUUGAAAUGGAUGGGUUUGCGAGCAACAGCGGCGUCGUGGUCCUGGCAGGAACAAACAGAGCGGACGUGCUUGAUCCGGCCCUGCUGCGUCCGGGGCGGUUUGACAGGCAGAUCGUCAUAGACCCUCCCGACAUAUCUGGACGUCGCGAUAUCUUUAACGUUCACUUGCGCAAGAUUCAGGUUGCUGAUCCGCCGGGCAAGGACGAAAUUGCGAAGCAGAUGUCUACUCGUACUCCUGGCUUUGCAGGGGCUGACAUCGCGAAUGUUUGCAAUGAGGCUGCCCUCAUUGCUGCGAGAAGCAACAAGGAAGCAGUUGAAGCUGAGGAUUUCGAGGCAUCGAUUGAUCGCGUUAUCGGGGGACUGGAAAAGAAGAACAUGGUCAUGAGCCCAGAAGAGAAGAAGACAGUUGCGUACCACGAGGCCGGCCAUGCCGUCGCCGGGUGGUUUCUGGAGCAUGCCAUGCCGCUGCUAAAAGUUAGCAUCAUCCCGCGCGGGAGCGCAGCGCUUGGGUACGCGCAGUAUCAACCUUUGGAGCGAUACUUGGUGUCGAAGGAGGCGCUGAUCGACCAAAUGUGCAUGACGCUUGCUGGGCGCGCUUCGGAGGAGAUUUUUUUUGAUAGUGUGACGACAGGUGCAUCCGACGAUUUCAACAAGGUUACUCGCAUGGCGUACCAGAGCGUAUCCGAAUGGGGCUUGGGUGAUACAGUCCGUAAUCUGGCAUUUCCGGGUGCGGGCAGUGGGGACGGCGAUGACGGGUUUUACCGGCCUUACUCUGACCGGACAGCGAGACGAAUCGAUGAGGAAGUUCGAGAAAUGGUUUCCGAAGCUUACAUUCGCACUAAACAACUCCUUCUUGAUAGGAAAGAGGAUGUGGAGAAAGUGGCGCUGUUGUUGUUGGAGAGGGAGGCUAUUGGGGCUGAAGAUAUGAUUCGCAUGCUCGGCAAGCGUCCCUACGGUGCAGAUCGAAGUACCUAUGAUGAGAUUCUCGAAGACGCUAAAAAGCUGGAUGCGGACGACAACGAUGCGAGCAAUGUUGGUGAGGCUGGGGUCAGCCCCAGCGCGGCGUAGCUGUUUGCACGGUUGCGCAGCUUGACACACUAAAGACGAUCGUAUCUGCCGAGGAAAACGGGUAUUUGUGAAGGAGCCUGUUGAUGUACCGUAAAGUAAAAACUUUAAUAACUUUAA
Molecule: messenger RNA, 1863 nt
Organism: Chondrus crispus (carragheen)
Lineage: Eukaryota; Rhodophyta; Florideophyceae; Gigartinales; Gigartinaceae
Product: Partial ftsH2
Exons: 3
Coding region: 1-1746 (581 amino acids)
Biological process (GO): mitochondrial protein processing; protein-containing complex assembly
Cellular component (GO): m-AAA complex; membrane
Molecular function (GO): ATP-dependent peptidase activity; metalloendopeptidase activity; ATP binding
Source: RefSeq, a predicted model, not a curated record